Kuraishia capsulata CBS 1993 is the source of this 624-nucleotide messenger RNA. RefSeq lists its product as uncharacterized. NCBI's taxonomy places the organism in Eukaryota, Fungi, Ascomycota, Pichiomycetes, Pichiales, Pichiaceae. The transcript has a single exon. Gene Ontology annotation, biological process: post-translational protein targeting to membrane, translocation; SRP-dependent cotranslational protein targeting to membrane, translocation. The record is from RefSeq and is a predicted model, not a curated record. Gene Ontology annotation, cellular component: membrane; Sec61 translocon complex. Bases 1 to 624 code for a protein of 207 amino acids. Gene Ontology annotation, molecular function: signal sequence receptor activity; ribosome binding; transmembrane protein transporter activity.
AUGGCGUCUGUUUACCCAAUCAAGCUGGCAUACUGUGGUGCCUUGCCUUUGGUUUUCACUUACGCCUUGCUGUUUAACUUGAACAUUUUUGGCUUCACCCUCGUCCAGAUCUUCAAGAGCGUUCCUCAGACUGCCUAUGUCGGUGUCUGGGAAAUUGACCCUUUCACUGGUCUCGCCCAGAACCUUUCAGGUGGAGUUCUGUACUUUUUGUCCUCGUCCUCGAGCGGCUCUUCUGCUCUCGCUGCGUUGGCCAGGCCAUUCACCUUUGGUGUUUUCAUCGUUCUUGUGUCUGUUCUCUUUGCACGUGUCUGGACCGGAAUUUCGGGUUCAUCUGGACGUGAUCUUGCUAAACAGUUCAAGGAACAGGACAUUGCCCUCAUUGGCCACAGAGACGUUGCGGUUACCCGUGAGCUCAACAAGAUUAUUCCUGUUGCUGCAGCAACUGGUGCUGCCAUCAUUGGACUUGUGGUGGCCAUUUCAGAGAAUUUAGGUAGCAGAGGUGAGAGUGUCUCUGCCGUUAUUGGUCUUCUGAGUGCCCUCACUAUUCUCGAGGGUGUUGCUACCGAAUGGCAACAAACCGGAGGUCAGAACUCCCAGAUUGGCCAGGCCUUUGGCCAGCAGUAA